AUGAACAAUCGAUUCCCCGGGGAGCAGGUGCAACUUGCGUGUGAAAGAUGCCAUCGACGAAAGGUGAACUGCGACAAAUUAAGCCCUUGCUCGAAUUGUGAGCGACAUGGUGUCCAAUGCAUAGCCGUCCGGCGCGCUCGCCUGCCACGAGGUCGGAUGAACAAUAGGACCACGGGGCAGACGGACACUUCAACAUCUGCAAUCAUGGAAAGGAUGGACAAAAUUGAGCAGCAACUCAUCCAAAUGGCCACGGUUGAUCGAACGAUUUCCGAUGACUUGCUUGUACACACGAGAGCGAGUACCUCAGAGCAAAACCGCGCUCCAUGGUCUGAAGCGGGCGGGACACCCUCAAGCCAGAGUGACAUCGCGAUCUCGACAGAUCUGCAACCUUUUGGCAAUAGUCCCUCAGCUCCACGGGUAUCCGGCCUCGGUGGCACUAUUGACGCUAUAGACCAGAGUCUGAAUUCUCCUCCCUUCGGUGUCACUCUUGUCAAUUCACUGUCGGCAAAGAACACCCACGGUACGGAAAGUCAUACUCUAGAGACACAAUUGUCUCCUCAAACCCGCCGACAUCUUUGCGCAAUCUAUUUGCAUAACGUGGAUCCAUUGUUCAAGAUUCUUCACCGACCCUCCGUUCAAAAGUUUCUCUGCGAUGGUGAACGAUAUCUGGACUAUAAGCCGGGCCACCAUACCCCCGCUACACUUGCCUCCGCUAUUUUCUACUCGGCGGCUUGCUCUCUGAACGACUCUCAAUGCGUUUCCUUGUUUAGGGAAGAUAAAAGUGUCAUAGUCGCUUUGCUCCGGAAAGAGACCGAAUCAGCACUAUUUAAAGCAGACUGCACCGCUUCAAACGACUUGACGAUAUUACAAGCCUAUGUACUUUCUUUGCUGGCUACUUGGACUUAUGACCAGAGUAGACGUGUUUGGACGAUGUUAAGCAUCGCUCUCCGAAUGGCCCAAGCCCUAUCUCUACAUUUACCCGAGCCCCCAUUUUCUAUUACUCCUUUCGACCAGGAAAUGCGCCGGCGGCUGUGGCUUGCCAUAGGACUGCUGGAUAUCUCAACCUCUCUAUCCCAGGCCUCUGAGCCAAUGAUGCAGACGGCAUGGUUGGAAUCCCAUCCACCCUCCAAUGUGAACGAUGAUAAUAUAUGGUUUGACAUGGAAGAGCCUGUGCAAGAGGAAGAUGACACCGUGUUCUCUGAUAUGUCAUUUUCUUUGAUACUUUUUGCAGCACAGAAUGUUGUCAGGUCUAUAGGGUUUUCUGGCUGGAUGGAGAUUGUCAUAGACCACUUAGUCCUGCGGCAGCGACUUGUUGAUUGCUUUCGGAAAACGGUCCCAACGCUGCUCCUUGGAUACAGUCCCGAGAGGGAGCCAUUUCACUGGUACGCCCGACUAACUACGCAGACCAUAAACUCUUGGUUACAACUUAUUUCCGUUCGACCAUUGAAAAAGAGCAGGACGUUUGUCUCCUCUGCGAUUUCUGGAGAUGAUGUACUGAAAUUGGCCGCUGAAAACCUUAAAACCAUACUGGAGGGACAUAAUGAUCCUCGCGCCUCCCCUUGGCGAUGGUUUGAGUGCAUGUGGACUCCUUGGCAUGGACUCGCGGUUGCUAUGUCAGAGCUUUGCACCUGCGAAGAUCCACUUACUAUGGCGAAGUAUUGGCCGUUGGUUGAAAAUUUCUAUUGCGAGUCGCGCGCUUCUGUUAACGGCGGUCAAAGUGACAGGGUCAGAAAGCCAAUGGAUAAACUUUUCGCCCAGGCGCGUACUAGGAAAGAGGAGUUAUUGGAUGGUCACAGCACCCGUGGGUUGCCAAUAUACCUCGCCAACGACGUGCUUUCUGGUGAGAAAGGAUCCAGAGAAUCUGAGGGUCAAUUCGGUUCUAGUCCCUUACUGGCGCUAGAUUCAAAUUCCAAUCCUGAUCAACAAAUUCAUUUUGGCAACAACGCACUGUUUUUUAGCAAUCACCCUAUCCUGUGGCCAAAUAUCUGGGACCAGGUUGAAUGCGGAGACCCGGCACUUAACAACGAGAGAGAGGUACCCUGUCAAAGCUACGAAGACUUCAUCUUUGGUUUUGAAAAUGGAAAAUGA
Molecule: messenger RNA, 2088 nt
Organism: Penicillium cosmopolitanum
Lineage: Eukaryota; Fungi; Ascomycota; Eurotiomycetes; Eurotiales; Aspergillaceae
Product: Zn(II)2Cys6 transcription factor
Exons: 3
Coding region: 1-2088 (695 amino acids)
Biological process (GO): DNA-templated transcription; regulation of DNA-templated transcription
Molecular function (GO): DNA-binding transcription factor activity, RNA polymerase II-specific; zinc ion binding; DNA binding
Source: RefSeq, a predicted model, not a curated record